UCUUGUUUACAAACGGCACCGAAUCAGCUGUUCAACAUGGCGUCCGCCGGAUUGUUUGUCUCCCGUAAUUUGCGGAAUAUUGCAAGGCUCCCAGGAAACUGCAGAGCUCUCCAGACUUCCAGUGUUUCUAGGGAUUCUUCACCUACUCAUACGGGACAGAAAUUUCCUGAGAACGACAGCCGAAAUGCCCGGUUCGUGAUGACUCCCAGACAGACCAAUCCCAGGUGGUCUAUCAACCUGGUCAAGGAAGUUCCUCCCAAGGCGGUAAACACGCGCGUCGUGGCUUGUGACGGAGGACCUGGAGCCCUUGGCCACCCUAGGGUCUAUAUCAACUUGGACCAGCCAGGAACUCACGACUGCAUCUAUUGUGGACUCCGCUAUUACAAGGAGGAUAGCCAUUAACAUCGUUAUGGGCUUUUAUGGGAAAAGCAGCAUUAUAGAAGCUGCUUUUCCCCUGCUUUCGAAGCAAGAGAACUUUUUUGUUUUACCUUUGUAGGACUGUAAAUAAUUCAGUGUUAAUAAAUUAUACAUUAA
Molecule: messenger RNA, 534 nt
Organism: Penaeus chinensis
Lineage: Eukaryota; Metazoa; Arthropoda; Malacostraca; Decapoda; Penaeidae
Gene: ND-13A
Product: NADH dehydrogenase [ubiquinone] iron-sulfur protein 6, mitochondrial-like
Exons: 3
Coding region: 37-402 (121 amino acids)
Biological process (GO): mitochondrial electron transport, NADH to ubiquinone
Source: RefSeq, a predicted model, not a curated record